Molecule: messenger RNA, 1923 nt
Organism: Malania oleifera
Lineage: Eukaryota; Viridiplantae; Streptophyta; Magnoliopsida; Santalales; Ximeniaceae
Product: probable choline kinase 2
Exons: 10
Coding region: 361-1482 (373 amino acids)
Biological process (GO): phosphatidylethanolamine biosynthetic process; phosphatidylcholine biosynthetic process
Cellular component (GO): cytoplasm
Molecular function (GO): ethanolamine kinase activity; choline kinase activity
Source: RefSeq, a predicted model, not a curated record
CCCACCUGCAGCUCUGUGGACCGUACGAGACCACCCUCGCUUCUCUCGCGCUCUCAAUAUCUCUACCUCUUGCUCGCACAACAUUCGCCGGUCGUCGACACUUCCACCGGCCGCCCUCUGUCCGCCGUCUGAUUCUCCGGCGCCCCCAAGUUUCACCGCACAUCGAACUGCAUAGAGCAACGCCUGUUCAGUUUUCUAUCAGAAUUGGAAAAAUGAGGCUGUGUUUGGCUUCUUCUUCUUCUUCUUUGGUUGUUGAGAAAGGGGACUAGAGAGGAGGUAUUCACUGACCAUAUCAGGCUUUUUGAAUUACUCAAGAAUUUCAGACUUUCACUCGCGUGAAGAUUCAGUGGAUAUUCUGUUAUGGGUGCUGUGGAGAACGCUGUAAUUGAUGGAGAAUGUUGUCUCCCAGUAGAAGCGAGGAAAAUUAUACAUUCAUUGACUUCAAAAUGGGCAGAUGUGGUUGAUCCAAAUGACUUGCAGGUGAUCCCACUUAUGGGUGCAAUGACCAAUGAGGUCUAUGAAAUCAAGUUGCCUGCAAAGUCAGAAGACCACCCACAAAAAGUUAUUGUUAGGAUUUAUGGUGAGGGUGUUGAAGUUUUCUUUGACCGAAGUGAUGAGAUUCGGACUUUUGAGUUCAUGUCAAAGUAUGGGCAGGGACCUCGUCUGCUUGGCCGGUUUUCAAAUGGAAGAAUUGAAGAGUUCAUUCAUGCACGGACACUUUCAGCAUCUGAUCUGCACGAUCCUGAUAUAUCUGCUCUAAUAGCAGUCAAAAUGAAGGAGUUCCAUGAACUUGAUUUUCCUGGUGCAAAGAAUGUCUUCCUCUGGAACAGAUUGCGAAAUUGGCUUAAUGCGGCCAAAAGUAUGUCUUCUCCAGAAGAAGCUAAUGCCUUUCGUUUGGAUGCCAUUGAGGAGGAAAUAUUUUUAUUGGAAAAGGAGCUCUCAAGAGAUCAUCAACAUAUAGGAUUUUGCCACAACGAUUUGCAAUACGGCAACAUAAUGAUGGAUGAAAAGACCAGGUCUAUAACCAUUAUAGAUUAUGAGUAUGCAAGUUACAAUCCUGUUGCAUAUGAUAUUGCAAAUCACUUCUGCGAAUGGGCAGCUGAUUAUCAUACAGAGACACCUCAUAUUUUGGACUAUAAUAAAUAUCCCAGUUUGGAGGAGCGCCGAAGGUAUCUGCAUGCAUAUCUGAGUCAUUCAGGUGAUUUGCCUAGUGACCUUGAUCUGGAGCUGUUGAUUCAAAAUAUUGAGAAGUAUACUCUUGUUAGCCAUCUGCAUUGGAGCUUAUGGGGCAUAAUGUCGGAACAUGUAAAUGAAAUUGACUUUGACUACAAGGAGUAUGCAAGGCAGAGGUUUGAACAGUACUGGUUAAGAAAGCCUGCACUGUUGGAUUCAUACAGAGUUUCUUCUGAUGAUGUGGAUAAUGGAAGCCCUACUUCAAGUUGCUUUCUGUUACUUACAGCGUGUGCGAGUAAGAAGGCUUAGGGAGCUGUUAAACAUGACCGUUCAUGAAGGUUACAAUAAUACAUACUGUAAACUUGACCAGGACGAUAAGCAUUGCUAUACUUCAUACACUUCGAUCCCAGUACACGGAAUAGAAGACAAAGGGUAUCAGCAACUCUGGUGGCAUUACCAAGUAGGUUGAUAUUCCUCGUACACUACUCACUGCUGCAGAUAAGGGUGGACGAAAAGAAUUCUGUAAAGAUGUCAUGAAGGAGGUGGUGACCCAAUGUUAGUGUUUGUGAAUUAUGAUUGUAAUUUCUGGCUGCGAUCUUUCUAGUUUUUAGGAUUGCUGCAACUCGAUUGUAAUUUCUUUACCAUUUGAAAGUGACAAGAUAUUUAAAUAUAUUAUAUAUAUGUAUGUUAGAAUGUCAAUUCAAAAUCUCAUACGUAGUUUAUAUCUAAUAAAUAUUUUGUGGUUCCUCA